UGCUCUCCCAUCGCCCGCAUAAGCCCACCCAAGCCCUCGCUCGCUCGCCGAGAUCCAUGGCGGCCACGGCGGCUGGGAGAGGACGCGCAUGGGAGGAGGAGUUCGGCGAGCUCUUGUGGACCUGCUGUCCAUCGUGCGGGCCAGCAACCGCUGCCGCUGCCAGCAGCAGGAGGCGCGGGCGGAGAUCCUCUUGUGGGGCCGGCGCCGGCCGAGGAAGGCCCCGGCUGCGCCGCCGUACGAGAAGCCCGCGGCCGAUGACGAUAGUAGCAAGGGCGUCGCCAGCCCGGACACCACGCUCGCCUUCCCCGAGGACGACGAGGCGGCUGCGACGGAGGACGAGGCCAAGGCCGGCGCACAAGACAAGUGGCCGAGGUGGAGCUAUAGGCCGCCGAGGUUGCCUAUGUCGUGGGAUGAGGAGGAGGAUGGCGAAUGGGAAGCACCGAAGAUUGACAACCCCAACUCCCCAAGUGUGAAGAGGCACCUGGUUGUGGUGAAUGGAAGAGGCCGAUGAAGCAGAAUCCUUCCUACAAAGGCAAGUGGCAUGCGCCCCUGAUUGACAACCCCAGCUACAAGGGAAUCUGGAAGCCCCAAGAUAUCCCCAACCCUGAGUACUUUGAGCUUGACAAGCCUGACUUUAAUCCAAUUGCUGCUAUUGGAAUUGAGAUCUGGACAAUGCAUGAUGACAUCGUUUAUGGCAAUAUUCUUUUUGCCGAUGAUUAAAAGGUAGCCACCUAUAUCCUCGAGAAGACAUGGAAGCCCAAGUUUGAUGUUGAGAAGGAAAAAAGCAGAUGGCUCAGUGGAUCAUCUAGCCUCCCACUUGGCAAGGUGCAGCGGCCCUCUUCUUGUUUUCUCUUUCCCAAGAGCACAUCAUGGAUUAUCAGCAGGAUUGAGCUGAUGAUCUAGAUCGUGCAGGUCAAAGGAACUUGCCAGCAACACUCCUCUUUGAUCUGGUAUGUCGUUCAUCUCGGGUGAUUUCUACCCUGGAAAAUAACAUGGAACAUCAAAAACUGCAUUUUGAAAAGGUUCCUGCAAACUUGAUUUUAUUGAUCCUGCAUUUAUGAAAAUUUAUGAAUAGGACAAUCGUUUGUGUUUUCUUCCAGUUGUUCUAAUGUAUAAAACGAUGCCAUGAUAGUUGGCAUUCAUGCUUCAAGUAUGAGAUCAGCUCAACCAUCUCCAAUAGUCUUCUUUCUUGCUAUCCAGGACUUAAAGAGCAGAAAAUCUUUGAACAAGGGGUGGAUGGGGGUACACGGUUUGGUCCCCUGUGCAGAAUAAAACAGUUUUAUGAUACAUAGGCUACAAUUUUCAGAACUGAAACACAGGUAGGUUCCAGUUGUGAUUCCGAUGUACAACUUCGAUUAGUAUUUAUUCCCACCGGCUGUAUAUAUUGCCUAUGAAAUUUGUGGAAUUUUGAUCAAAUUUGUAAUGCA
This is a messenger RNA of Triticum aestivum (bread wheat), 1427 nucleotides long. Its product is annotated as calnexin homolog. The coding region runs from base 89 to 511 and encodes 140 amino acids. Lineage: Eukaryota; Viridiplantae; Streptophyta; Magnoliopsida; Poales; Poaceae. The transcript has 2 exons. The record is from RefSeq and is a predicted model, not a curated record.